GUGUGUUGUCGAAGGCUUUCAUGACCGGAAUCACUGGGUUGCUGUGAGUUUUCCAGGCUGUAUGGCCAUGUUCCUGAAGCAUUUUCUCCAGACGUUUCGCCCACAUCUCUGGCAGGCAUCCUCAGAGGUUGUGAGAUCUGUUGGAAACUAAGCAAGUGGUUGAAGGUCCAGGGUGGGAGAAAGAACUGUUGUCUAUUGGAGGUGUUGGUUCCUUUAAUUGUAACUCCAGUGAGUGUGUUUUUGGAAGAUUAUAAUUCAGAGCUAUGGACAGAAAGAAAGAUUCAGACAAACAGCUGGAGCCUCCUGCUGCGUUCGGAGUCCCACGAUCCACUGAGCCCAGAGGGUUGAUCCCACCUUCUCAUUUCCAAAGCCGGUCAGCCCCUCCUUUGCCAGGACCUGUGGGGCUGCCUUGGGGUGCCACCUCACUCUCUAACUGGGAGGCAGCUGAACUCAAGCAGGAAAACCAGCGACUGAAGGAUGAGCUCCAGAGAUGGAGGAAGAAGGGAGAGAAACUGGAAGAAGCUGGAAACAGAAAGAGGUCUCUGGACAGAGAAGCGGAGCCUCUCAGUGCCUGUCACACCAUGGCCAUGUCCCAACAGGCUGAGAUCAUCUCUCACCAGCUCCAUGAGAUCCAGAGGCUUGAAGCUGAGCUUGCUAGCCUCCGAGUUGCCUCAGUUCAGCAGGAGGCAGUGGCAGUCGCUCGGGAAAACACCCUUGUCAACCUACAGGGAGAGCUGGCAGAGCUCAAAAGCCAAAGCCAAGCAGAGGCCACUGCCUUGAAAACAGAACUGGAGGAGGUCAAGAAAGGAAGCAGACUGGAGACUGAGGCUCUGAGGGAGGAGCUUGAAGAACUUAGGAGGCGAAGUCGGUUGGAGGCAGACUCCCUGAGACAAGAGCUUGAGUUGGCCAAAGAACGGCAUGCCCUUGAGCUUGGACUGGCACAGGGGGAGUUGCAAGGGGCACUCGAAAAGGCAGAAGCUGAGCGGAAGCGGUAUGAAGAGAGGGCACAGGAGGGCCUUCAGACACUGCACAAGGAGCACCAGACAGAAUUAUUGAGGCUAUCUGAAGUCUAUGGAGCUGAAGUUGCCUCUCUGAAGAAUCAGGUGUGUGUCCUGCAACAGGAUCUAGAAACUCACCAUAAGGAGACAGUCCAGUUGAGGGAGAAGAAGGAUGAUCUCCAGAACCAGCUCAGCAUGGCAAAGGCAGAACUGGCCUCCCAGAAUGCUUUGAUGCUGCAGUUGAAGACCUAUGUUGGGGAGCAGGAGUCGAGACAGCCUACUUCUGAGCUGGAGCACCUGAGAAACAGAGUACAGCAACUGGAAGAUGAAAAAGAGGCACUGAAAAUUACAGCUGAACUUCUGCAGGUUCGCCUGGCUUCCCUCACUGAUAUCCUGACACUACAGGAGACUGAGCUCAGCAAAAAGGUGCAGCUCCAAGACCCUCUUCAGUCUGACUCAUCCCAGAAGCUCCAGGGGUUGCUGACUUGUUGGCGGGAGAAAGUCUUUUCCCUCCUCGUGCAGCUUAAAUCUCAAGAACUUAGUCACAGAAAUGCCAUUAAACAGCUAGACUGGAAGGUAAAAGAUUUAGAAGAAGAAGUGGAGUCCAGGGAACAGAAGGUGGCACUCUUGAGCCAUAGUCUGGAAGACAAGACAGCUGAGGCAAACAUGGAACAAGUGAGAAAUAAGACUCUCCAAGCAGAAGCAUUGCGCUCAAAGGAACUAGCACAGAAACUUCAAAUAAGAGCAGAGGCUGCUGAAAAUGCCCUUAAGGGACUGGGAGACUUAGCCAGCAGAGUGAACCAGCAUCUACUGGGACAGGAGGAGACAUGGAAGGCGACCUUGUCCCGUCUGGCAGGACUGGGAAAUAGAGUUGCUUUUGCAGCAAAGAGAGUUGACACCAUCCAGGGAUUGGUUUGUCAGAAAAUAGCACUGGCCAAACUUCAGCAAGAGGACAAAGUUUCUAUCAUGAAAUUGACUGAGAAGAUCCAGCCAUCUUAUGAAGACCUGCAAGCAGAAUUACAGAUGCUCCAUGAAGAACGAGACCAGCUUUCAAUGGAGCUGAAACGUGGAGCUCAACUAAUAGAAAGGAAGGUGGCUGAAGCAAGAGAAAAAGUGGAGUCUGACCUCCAGGACUUGAGGGAGAAAUCGCAGAGCUUGCAAGAAGCAUUGGAGGCAAAAGCAAUGAUGGAACAGGCCUUGAGACAACAACAGGAAGACACAGAGAGACAGUUGGAGAAAGUGUGCCAGGACCUGCAAAAGAGUGAGGAAUCUGAAGAAGGUUUGAGGCAUGAGCUGGGACAAAUGAGAGCGGAAUAUGAGAAAGCCCUGCAGGAGAAAGUGACUGAAGUAGAAAUGCAACUGCGCAAGGAUCUGUCAGAAAUGGAAAAAUGUCUCAAUGAAGCACGAAGGGAGCAUACCCAGGCAGUGGUUGCCCUCCGCCAGACAGAGCGACAGGCAGCAAGAGACAAAGCACGUAGUGAGGAGUUGGCCAAGCUGCAAGAAUCUGCCACACAACAGGAGGUUGCACGGCUUGAAAAGCGCAUGCAAGAGCUCGAGAGGGACAAGAACCUGCUGAUGGUGACCUUGAAGGAGGAAGGGCUGUUGGCUCAGCAUAAACAGAAUCGACGGCUGGCAAUUCGGGGCCCAGAAGAAUCAACUGGGAAGACAGGGCAUAAGCCUCCAUCUAAAGAGUCUCUUUUUGCUGUGCUGGAUGAUCUGCAGGCUCUGGGCGCCGCUAUCUUAAAUGAAGAGGAGGCAGACAGAGACAGCAACACCAGUGCUGAAACAUAAGAGUUGUUUUUGAAGGAAAUUAUGUACUUGGGAGUGCCUUGAAUUUGAGAACAGAAAUCAGUAAAUAUUAUUUGUAAAUAAAAAGGGUUUAAAUAGUUACCGUGGA
Messenger RNA from Anolis carolinensis (green anole), 2895 nucleotides. It is a transcript of the gene cchcr1, whose product is annotated as coiled-coil alpha-helical rod protein 1. Gene Ontology annotation, cellular component: centriole. Bases 264 to 2789 code for a protein of 841 amino acids. The record is from RefSeq and is a predicted model, not a curated record. The transcript is spliced from 18 exons. NCBI's taxonomy places the organism in Eukaryota, Metazoa, Chordata, Lepidosauria, Squamata, Anolidae. Gene Ontology annotation, biological process: protein export from nucleus; cell differentiation.